UAGCUACUGGUGAGUACAGAUACGCUCAAGGCUUCAGGAGACAAUCCAGUUAGUCAGAUUUUAAAAUAAGGCAAAGGUGCUCAGGAAGUUCCCCUGCAACUACCCUGCAAAUAAAAAAGAAAUAAGGAAAUUCGACUGAGCGGAAAAUAUGGGCUGCUGCGCUAAGAUGAAGUCAUCUGGAUGGGUUUAUCCCACCACAAUCCUGUCACUGUAUGGGUUUUUAGCUAAUUGUAGAGUAGCAGAGCCUUUCCUAACACCGUACCUAAUUGGACCACACAAGAACAUCUCAGAAGAAGUGGUGACCAACUACCUGUUUCCUAUCUGGACAUACUCCUAUCUGGCCUUCCUUUUUCCAGUUUUCCUCCUGACUGAUUUCCUGAGGUACAAGCCCCUCAUUAUGGUACAGGGGCUUUUUCUUGUCACAAACUAUAUCCUGCUCUGCUUUGCCCCUGGUCUUCCUGCUAUGACAUUCCUUCAGGUCAACUAUGCUGUAGUGACCUCCACAGAUGUGGCCUACUUCUCCUACAUUUACAGUGUGAUUCCAGCUGAGAAUUACCAAAGAGCCACUGGUUACCUGCGUAGUGCCAUGCUGGCUGGAUACACAUUUGGUGCCAGCCUUGGCCAGAUGCUCAUCUCUCUGGCAGGAGUGGACUACUUCUACAUCAAUGCUCUCACUCUGGGGAUUGUGAGUGCGGCUUUUCUCGUCUCAUUCUGGUUGCCCAUGCCCAAAAGAAACUUGUUCUUCAAAGGGAAAAAGGCUGCAGCUCUGGGCUCGCAGUCCCAGCAGGAGGGUCCUCUGGGAGACAGCAGGCCUGAGGAUCCGGCGAUGGAAAAGGACACAGCAGACUCAGCGAAAGAGAUGAUGGAGCAUAAUGGCAGCACUUCCUGGUGCAGCAGGGAUAAUGUGGCCACUGCAGGACAUCUACUUUGGCAGAGUUUUAAGGAGUCCUACUCUUCCAGACAUUUAAUCUACUGGUCCCUGUGGUGGGCUCUGGCCACAGCUGGAUACGUGCAGAUCUUUAACUAUACUCAACUUAUGUGGGAUCACAUAGAACCGUCUGCCACAUCAUCCGUCUACAACGGGGGAGUAGAGGCUGUGUGCUCUCUUGUAGGUGCGGCAGCAGCCUUCUCUGUGGGCUACAUCAAGGUGACCUGGGCUGUGUGGGGAGAGCUGGCCUUGGGGCUGUUCUCAGCUGUGGGGGCAGGCGCCGUGUUUCUGAUGGCACUCACCAGCAACAUCUGGGCGAGCUAUGCUGGUUAUAUGAUAUUCAAGUCCUGCUACAUGCUCCUCAUCACCAUCACAACAUUUCAGAUUGCAACUAACCUCUCCAUGGAGUGUUAUGCUUUGACUUUUGGGAUCAACACUUUUGUAGCCCUCUUACUGCAGACCGUCAUCACAGUCAUCGUCGUUGAUGAGGCUGCGCUGGGACUGGACGUUCGGACACAGUUCAUCAUCUAUGGCAGCUACUACGGUGUCAUCUCCCUGCUCUUUCUGAUUCGAGGGACCUACAGCGCUUGUGUAAAUCGACACGGUCGAGAGCACAUUGAAGCCAAAGAACAAGAGUCUAGUGUGGAGGAGAUCACUGCUGAACGCUUCUGAGCUGUGUCAACGUCACUUUGUUCCUGUGGGAUAAUAAAAUGAUCAUACAUAAACAGUAUUACUGGCUUUUAGUUACUGAAUGACCCCUUAAUAUUUAACUUGGUAACUCCACAAUCUAAAGAGGAAGUCAAAAUGCACAAUAAACUCCUAUUA
Mugil cephalus (flathead mullet) is the source of this 1753-nucleotide messenger RNA. RefSeq names its product solute carrier family 19 member 3b (gene slc19a3b). Gene Ontology annotation, molecular function: vitamin transmembrane transporter activity. The transcript is spliced from 8 exons. The coding region runs from base 149 to 1600 and encodes 483 amino acids. Gene Ontology annotation, biological process: transmembrane transport; vitamin transport. Lineage: Eukaryota; Metazoa; Chordata; Actinopteri; Mugiliformes; Mugilidae. Gene Ontology annotation, cellular component: plasma membrane. The record is from RefSeq and is a predicted model, not a curated record.